Messenger RNA from Mya arenaria, 8676 nucleotides. Its product is annotated as probable N-acetylgalactosaminyltransferase 9. Bases 18 to 1721 code for a protein of 567 amino acids. NCBI's taxonomy places the organism in Eukaryota, Metazoa, Mollusca, Bivalvia, Myida, Myidae. Gene Ontology annotation, cellular component: Golgi apparatus. The transcript is spliced from 11 exons. The record is from RefSeq and is a predicted model, not a curated record.
CAGGCAAUCAAUGUAACAUGUCUCUGCCACGUUUUCUCCGCCGGCAUCGGCUAUCUUGGAAAAUCCUGACAUUUUUAGCCGUAGGUGCAUGCAUUGUCUACAUUUACAGCCGGUCCGAUGGAAAUGAUGCAGUUGUUAGUGAUGACAUGAUGAAAUUUCGUCGGGAAAGAUUUGAGAAAUAUCAAGAGUCAGAGGGAAGCCGUGUUGGUCCUGGAGAAAAGGGAAUGGGUGUCCACUUGACAGGUGCGGAAAAGGAGAAAGCAGAUUCUUUAUUUGAGAAGGAGGCAUUCAACAUCAUUGCCAGUGACAAGAUCUCCCUGGAACGGUCAUUGAAGGAUAUCAGGGACAGCGGGUGCAGUGCCCUAGUAUACCCUAAAGAUCUUCCAAAAGCGAGUGUGAUAGUUAUCUUUCACAACGAGGCUUGGACACCUCUUCUGCGGACUGCUCACAGCGUUGUUAACCGGUCGCCACCAGAAUACCUUCAUGAGGUGAUUCUUCUUGAUGACUUCAGUGAUAGAGCUGGUCUAGGUCAAGAGUUGACUGACUAUGUAGCAAAGACGUGGCCAGAUGGUGUGGUGCGUGUUGUACGCACCAAGGAACGAAGCGGGCUUAUCAGGGCCCGUCUAGCAGGGGCUCGUGCUGCGACGGGCGAUGUUCUGAUAUUUUUAGACUCGCACUGUGAGGCUGCACCUGGAUGGUUAGAGCCAUUAUUAGCUCGAAUCAAAGAAGACCGGACAGCAAUUUUGUGUCCUGAAAUCGAUAAUAUCGAUAAAGACACCCUCAAUUAUGGGGGAACCGGCUCAUAUUCCAUUGGGUGGUUCUGGUGGAGCCUUCACUUCGCCUGGAAAGGGAUUCCGCAACGGGAGGCUGAGCGUAGAAAGUCCUUGACUGAUCCAAUACGAUCUCCGACAAUGGCAGGCGGAUUGUUUGCUGCUGACAGGAAGUACUUUUUUGAGAUAGGCGCGUAUGAUGAGGGCAUGGAUGUAUGGGGUGGAGAAAACCUUGAAAUAUCGUUCAGGGUUUGGAUGUGUGGUGGAAAGUUGGAGUUUAUUCCCUGUUCCCGUGUUGGACAUAUAUUUAGAUCGAGUCAUCCUUACACAUUCCCUGGUAAUAAAGAUACCCAUGGGAUCAACUCCAUGAGACUUGCUGAAGUUUGGAUGGAUGAAUACAAGCGGCUGUUCUACAUGCAUCGAAGAGACCUAUCAUUAUCAGAUGCGGGAGAUUUAAGCGAGCGAAAGGCGCUAAGAGAGCGGCUUAAGUGUAAAAGCUUCAAAUGGUACCUUGACAACGUCAUUCCUGAUAAGUUUAUUCCCGAUGAAAACGUUCAGGCUUACGGCAUGGUACGAAACCCAGCCUCAAACCUGUGCCUUGACACAAUGGGCAAAGAUGAGAAGACAGUGUUCGAUAUUGGCGUGUUCUCGUGUCAGGGCGGGGCCAGCGCUAGCGAGGUAUUUUCGUUGAGUAAAAAGGGUGAAUUACGUCGUGAAGAUUCUUGCUGUUCCUCGGGUGGGGGAAACGGGGACAAGAUAACGCUAACAAGAUGUUUCGAUGAUAGUAAACAGAGGUUUACACACAGUAGGGAGACGGGAGUUAUAAAGCAUGAGGCUAGUGGGCGGUGUUUGGACAUCGCGGAUGAGCAAUCAGGAGGUUUUAUUUAUCUACGAGACUGUAAUGGCGGAGGUUCACAAAAAUGGGAGAUCGAGCACUAUUUGACUUUAUGAGAAUGUUUUAAUAGCUAUAAUUAAUAAUAAUUAAUAAUUUAAACAAAAUAAUUUCAUGUUUAAAUUAUUAAGGAUUAAAAUUAAUAUAUUGUUCAUAAUAAUAAUUAAUGAUUUAGUGUUUAAAUUAUUAAGGGUUUGCAUUAUUUUAAUUUUUCAUACUUGUGAUAGAUUUUGAUGUCAAGAUGAACAGAAAUACUUUAGAAUAGCUCUUCUAUGUAAAACACUAUCAGAUAAUAGGAGAAUUUGUGAUUUUUAUUGACAAUCAUGUCGUACAACCACUUUUUUGAAACUGUACCCCUGUCAUGUAAUGAUAUAUAAUUUGAAUACAUAAGACAAUGAUAACUUGAAUUUGCAAGGGAAACUUUCAAUUCAAUGUUUAAUUGCAAUAUAAUAUUGACCCAAAAUUCUUAUGAUACUUAGAUGUUUGAAGGAAAAAUGACUUUUAACUUUUCUGUUCUCAAAUUAUUAAGAUUAUAUACUUUUUAACACAAUGGGACCAUAGUUUAGAACUUUGUUAAAGUAAACAUCAUUCUUGUUAACUUUCAAAUCUGUAUGCUCCUGAAAUUUAAUAGAAACACUUAAUUGUGAUCUGCUGUAUUUCUAUGUAAAUUUGAGACAGCCUUUUAAGUCGUAUUUGUUUAUAUUCAAAUAUGUGAGAACAUCAUGAAAUAUAUCACCUAUAAAAGUUAACAACAAUGUCAUAAAUCAUGUUGUUAACUUUAAAGCUGCUAUCUCACAGGUUGAUAAUUUUGACAACUUUUCAAUUUUUUGUCUUGGAACGAGCCAAUUUAUGCAAAAAUGCAUGUGAACCAGGCAUUAUAAGACUGCUGACAAAAAAUUAUAAGACUGCUGACAAAAAAUUAGAUCGAAGAUUUUUAAAUUUAUAUUUAAGUUCAAAAAUUGAUGUUUUAUGCAUUUUUCUUGAACCGCUAGUAACGCUUUUAGCCAUAAAAUAAUAAUUUUCGAACAGAAAUAUGAAAAUCUGAGAUCUGAUCUUUUGUCAGCAGACUGUUAUCUCUGGUUUGGAGAUAUUUAUGCAAAUUUUGCUCAUUCCAAGGCAAAAAUAAAAAAAGUUGUAAAAACAGUAAAUCUGUGAGAGUGCAGCUUUAACAGUUGUCUGAGCAAUCGGCCCAAUGAUGACAAUAUGUGGUUGUAAUUUGUACAUGUGUAUUGUAAUUGUGCCAAUAGGCUUAACUGUCCUGCCACCUUUUGAAAUCCAGCUUGAUAUAAAACUGUAUUGGCUUCUCUGCCUUUUUAAUAACAAACAAUCCUGGUUUGUGAUAGCCUUGUAGUUAGCAACAUUGAUGUCAUCUAAUGCAGUCUUUAAGCAUGCUUUUAAACCUCCAAAUUAUUCACAUGAAACUUGGUACACAUGUUCAAUUUGCAAAUGGGUAGAAUGGUCCAUAACUAUGAUUUUAAUUAUCCCCCGUCAAAGGCAGAAGGGAAUAUAGAAAUGAUAGGUGUUUGUGUGUGCGUGUGCAUAUCGGCAAUCUUGUUUAACUUGAUAAGUCUUUGAGGUACUGACUUCAUAUACAGAAAGACCUCAUUUAGAAGAAGUGCAGUGCACAGGCACCAUAACUCUAGGUGCAGUAUAUUUUAAGUUAUUGCCCUUUGUUAAUUGUCAUAUGUAUUUUUUGUCUGGAGCAUUUAAUUUACUUCAAAGUCUUUAAAGUAUUGACUUCAACUUCAUAUUCAGUGAAUAAUUCACAUAUAACUCAUUUAGGAGUGCAGUGCUCAAGAACCAUAACUCUGAGUGAACAUUUUUGAGUUAUUGCCCUGUGUUAAUGUCAAUACUUAGUUUUUGUCCAGAGCUCAACAUGAAAAGUCUUUGAGGUAUUGACUUCAAACUUCAUAUACAGAUAGAUCUGACUGAGGAAAAGUGAAAUGCACAGGAACCAUAAUUCUGGGUGCAGUAUAUUUUAAGUUAUUGCCCUUUGUUAAUUUUCAAACAUAUUUUUGUGUCUUGAGCAUUAAUUCAAAGUCUUUAAGGUAUUUACUUCAAACUUCAAAUACAGACAGAUCUCAUUCAAAGAAGUGCAGUGCACAGGAACAAUAACUCUGGGUUCAGUAUAUUUUGAGUUAUUGCCCUUUUAAUUUGCAUACUUAUUUUUUGUAUGGAGCAUACCUUAAAAGUCUUUAAUGUAUAGACUACAAAGUUCAGAUUCACAUAUAUCUCAUUAAGGAGAAAUGCAGUGCUGAAAAACCAUAACUCUGAAUGCAUAUUAUGGGGUUAUUGCACACUGUUAAUUUUCAUACUUAUUUUUUGUCAGGAGCUUAACUUGAAAAGUCUUUGAGGUAUUGACCUAAAGAAUUCAUCUACAGAUAGAUCUGAUUACGGAGGAGUGCAGUGCAUAGGAACCAUAACUCUAGCUGCAGUAUUGGUUGAGUUAUUGCCCUUUGUUGAUUUUCAUUGUAAUCCUCUGAUGUAAGGCAGAGCUGAUGCUGUUUUUAUUUGGCGGGGAAUAUGGCAGUAUAUGGCUGCUCUUGUUAUUGUAGAAUUAUACCCCUUUUGAAAACAAAACAAAAUCAGAUGAGCAUCAGCAUAUUGCAGUACUCUUGUGUUUUUGUUUUUGCUUCAUUUACAUGCUAAUUCAAUACAAUUAAACAGUGGAUUAUUGUCAUUCAAGUUUAACUGGUAUUAUAGAAAAUGGCAUUCUUUUUAUUAUGUUUUAAGAAAACCAAAACAGCGAUUAGAUUUAUUCAAAAUAUUUAAAAGCAUUAGACUUACUAUAGCCAUGGCAAUACUCAGUUUUUUAAAGAUUUUCUUUCAAAAUUUCUUUUUCUUUAUUGAAACAAAAAUAUGAAGUACUUCAUCAACUAAUUUAUUUUAAAAAAUCAUGAUUUUAAAAUCAUUGUUUUUAGAAAUGUUUAUUACUGGCAGACUAGUCAGGGGAUCAUGAAAUCUGUGAGAUAUUGAAAACCAGGAAAUGAAUACAGAAAAGAUGGGUGGGGGAUUUUGCUCAGAAAACCAGGGGGAUUUUGCACAGAAAACCGGAGGGAUUUUGCACAAAAAAAACGGGAUUUUGCACAGAAAUCCAUAGAGUUUUUCCUCUAAUGUAGGGGCAUUUUCGUUAAUUUCUAAGAAAAUAUCCGACCCCUUGGAUGCCUAGACAACGGUCAGCUGUUAAGCAUUUUACUGCGAUGGUCGUCUUUAUUUUGUAAAAAGUUCAAUAUCAAAAUAAUUAUUAUAUACAUUAUUGAAUUCAAAGAUAAUUUGGUAACAAAUUUUACCGUGCAUUGAACUUUACAACUAAAUCAGCAAUUAAUUUGCUAUGAACUUUAAUUAAUGUCAUAAAUUGUCAUUCAUUCUUCAGUUUUGCAUUUAAAAUGUGUAUUGUUAUUUACAUGAUUCAUUGUUUCUGUUUUGUGUAUUUAGUCAUAUCUUGUUAAUACAUUCCAUGUUUAUAUUUCAUACGUUUUCAUUUAGUAUCUACUUACAAUGGCAGAAUUUUUAAAAAAAAAUAUAUAUAUUUUUUUUUUAUUAAGCUUCGGUUAAAAUGACCUUAUUUUGUGGUGUCUGAUUUCUGCAAAGUUGUUUUGGGGGCCAACAAAGUGUAUUUGCCGUAUUGACUAAUACACUUGAGUUGGUGCCAAUGCAACGUUUUCAUUUUGUGCCAGAAAAGUAUCUUGACAGGUAAAUGUGUCAUUAUUGCACCAUAAAAUAAGGGUGUCAGCGCCAAUUCUUUAUUUUUCAUAUCAACGCUUCAUAUUUGUCAGGCUAAAGUGACAAUAUAACUUUACCAAUAUGCCUUUUUAAUGUAAAUUUGUGAUUCUGGCAUGCUAUAACAAGAUGGUAGAAGGGUGCCAAUAUGCUUUGUUAUUAUGUGUAUUUGUUUUUCUAUAUGUUGGUCAGCCAAUUUGUCUUCAAGCCAGGUCAAGUUGGCAGAAGACAACCCACAUGUACAUUUAUUCUGUGUUAUCUUUUUGAUAAAGCACUAAAAUAUGUCCGCAAUCAGUUGGGUAACAAAAUGAUAAGAUAUGUUCUUAGAUUUUAUUUUCAAAAUAAUUUUUGGUUGAAACAGAUUUUAAUUCAAAAAAAUAUACUUUAGCAUACAAGUCAUAUUCAAGAAAAAAGGUAACUUAUUAAAGCCCUUUUCCACAUUUAAUAAUAUAUAUUUGUUAUGAAUUCAAAAUUUAUUUGCAAUUUCUGAGGCAUGAAAUAAUCUCAGAUACUUUUUUCUGCGACUCUUGUAAUUCUGUAGUCUACAAUGUCGAAAAAAUAAAACUGAAAUUCAGACUGUCAUUCAACUGAUUGAGUGCUCCUUUAAAAACAAAAACAAAUUGUUACAGAAUUUGAAAUAUUUAUCUAAUAUGUUAUUUUAGAAUUAUUUACUGAUUGAAUGACAUAUUAUUAUUUAUUAUUAUAGAUAUCACCGUUUCUAAGCUCACCAAGUAUACAGCCAAAUAUUUUUUUGUCAAAUUUGUUUUUAACAUGUGGGUGGAGGGAAAUUCUGUAACUCGUAAAAUUAGUAGAAUUAACUUUGAUUUUUACAUCACUUUUUUAUUCUUUUUGCUGAAAUAUCGUGUUAUUAUUUUUGCUAUAAGAAUAUCUAUAGCUCUUUAAGAUUUUGGUUUCUCGUUGACGGUUGUGUAUUAUUAAGAAUCAUUUAAGAAAAGUAGCUUUCACUAAUCUGAGUUAAUUUUUCGAAUAAUGUCUUAAAAAUAAUAUGUCAUGGUCUUAUGCUUUUUUGUCUAGCUCACAUUGUUGACCUUGACCUGAUCUCGACAACGUUGUCAUGAUUGCUGUUUGGUGUAUUUGGUGCGUGCGUUUUUCCAAUAUGGCUUGUCACAGCUGAAUCUUGGUCAUGCAUUGACGGAUUCUAUAAUAAUUUGGCAUGAAUGUUCACCAUGAGAAGAUGGCAUGUAUAUUAUGCAGGAUUAAUGUCAGUUGGUUUGGAGGUCAAAGAUUUAAAAGGAAAAGGUCACACUCAAGGCUUCGUCAAUGAUAUAUAAUAAAUACCAGGCAGAGCUCGUAUAUGACAAGCUUAGAAUUAGUAUUAAUGUACUGUUUACUGUAGAUUUUUUAAUUUUGCAAGAUCCUUUAUGACCUUUGUUGCAAGAUACCUUAUUGACCAUUGUUUAAGCCAAGUUUGUGAGGUUUAAAAUAUGCACUGUCAUUUUUUUAACAUGGGCAAUCAGUGUUACCCUGUGAAUUAAUAUUUCGCUUUGUUUAAAUGUCAUGAACUGAUUGGUUUGCAUUAUAAAUAACGAAUAUUACACCCUCGUGAAAUGUAAGUGAUUUACAAGUGAUAUAAGUAUACACGAGAUACACAAUAAGCUUUGUUCUGAGGAUUUUCUAGUCAAGUGAUGAGAAAAUGUUUCAUAAUUUUGUUGAUUUUUUAAUUUUAAAUAAAAUCCUGUUGGCCGUAUCAAUAAAGAUCUUGAUUUUAGUUUUAAAUUGAAAUCAUCUCAUUGUCAUUAGUUUUGUUAUUUAAUACAUAUUGUUUAUGAAGUAAAUGCUAUUUAAGCAGUAUUUAAAAUGAACACAAAGUUGAAAAAAAAAAUCAAUGUAUUGCAAUUUGUGAUCUUUAUACAGAUUUAUUGAGGUUACAACAAAAAUCCUUGAUUGAAACAGGCCAUAAGGCCGGUAUUAAUAAAAGAUCUUAAGUAAGUUCCAAACUUAAGUUGAUUUCUUAAAAUUUACAUACCCGGUAGACAAAUAAAAAUAAACAAUUAGAGUUUUUAUCAGAACAAUAAAAUCACGAAAAAUAAAGUAUUUCAGAAAUUAGUCCUUAUUAUUAUUAUAUCAUACAUACAAUGACAUAUGAUAUUUAAAUUAGGAAAAUGUUAAGUUCGGAAAUGACAUUUAAUAUUUGAUACUUUAUGAAUACUGGCCCUUAGCAAACUGGGGCCGUAUUCAAUAAGCAACUUAGAUUGAACUUAAAUUUAAGAUUAGAAACUAAGUGCUUUGAUUGGUCUGUAUAUUAAGCUGACCAAUGGACUGAAUGGAAUCACUGAGGCAUGUCUAAGGAUAGGGAUAAGAUAAAUAUUGAAUACUGGCCCGGGACUUGUUUCUGUAGUUUUUCAUAAAAAAAUGCAUUUUCUAGUUAAGUUUCAUAUUUUUUAUGUUAUUUGCGAAAGCUAUAUUUUCUGUUUAGUACAGGUUUUCAAUACUAAAAAGUAUAUAAAUUGUUGUUAUAGUUAUAUUUAAACUAUGCAAAAUUUUAAAUAUUUACAUGUUGUUAGUUUUUUUUAAUUGAUGUAGUUGUUUGUAAUAUUAUAUAAUAUAUUAUUCAUAUGAUAUUGUAAAUUACAUGUGGAAACCAUUUGCUUUGGGAACAUAUAUAGACCAUCCUUAAAAUUUGCGUGCCCAACCGACUGGCUGAUAAAAACACCAAUGUAUACCACGUGAUAAAUGCGUCAUAAAUGCUACGUCGGAAGGCAAUAUUUUGCUUCCAAUGAAGACUUUAAUCAAAGACUUUACUUUUACUACACCAUUUUGAAUAAAACAAAAGGCAGUCUAUGCCUCUUAAAGAGCCCCGCCUCGUUUUAUAACCGGGGUUUGAUAAGGUGAUUAGUUUCAUCAAUCAUCAUCACACACUGAUGCUAUACUGCUCUUGUUUAGGAUGUUGCAGUCCUCUUCUCUGAUAACAAAUUCCCCACCGAAUUUUUGCAACGACUCCAAGCUAACUUGAAAUUACUACGUGAUCUACUUACAGCUUAGUUAGAAUUCUGACAUUGUUGACCGUCUAUAUAAAUCCUAGGCUGUAUUUGAUGGAAGGUGGCAGAGGUGUUCCGAUUGCAUCAAAGAAAGAGGCCCCGGGACGGGGUUCUGUGCAAAUAUUAAGAACAGGUCUGCCGAAUAAGUCUUGGUUAUACUAUUGCGUACAAUUUUUAAAGAUGGUUUAACAUAUGAAAACAUUUUGCAUUGGGCACAUAUUUUAGUUUAGUUAUGUAUUUAAGAAGUACAUUUAAAUACUGGGAUGACUUGGAAAUAAAAUAGAAAAAAAAUGUU